Perca fluviatilis (European perch) is the source of this 1075-nucleotide messenger RNA. It is a transcript of the gene kras, whose product is annotated as v-Ki-ras2 Kirsten rat sarcoma viral oncogene homolog. Lineage: Eukaryota; Metazoa; Chordata; Actinopteri; Perciformes; Percidae. The record is from RefSeq and is a predicted model, not a curated record. Bases 334 to 903 code for a protein of 189 amino acids. The transcript has 7 exons. Gene Ontology annotation, molecular function: GTP binding; GTPase activity; GDP binding. Gene Ontology annotation, biological process: Ras protein signal transduction. Gene Ontology annotation, cellular component: plasma membrane.
AAAGUGCGCCCCGGUAUCCGCCCAUAUUCGCUUAAAGGAGGCCAACCUGAGCAGCUAGGCCGGACGCUCGAUCAAAUGGAAAGUUCAAUCGAAUAAUUUGCCCACUUUUUCGCAUGUUCUCACUUGCUUCUUAUACGAGGUAGACCGACUUAAAUGCGGGUGUUUCGGUGUGAAAUAGGAAAUGCAGAGAUCGUGUGAAACGAGAGGAUUAUCAGCUUGACUUAUUUGGUCGCUUCUUCGGACGCGGAACUCCACUCGCUAAAAGAAAAGGCAAUGCUAUUCAGUGGAACUCCUCCCUGACUGCAGGCUGUGCAGAGCUGCGAGCAGUGAAUCAUGACAGAAUAUAAGUUGGUAGUGGUGGGAGCUGGUGGCGUUGGCAAGAGCGCACUUACGAUUCAGCUCAUCCAGAAUCACUUUGUGGAUGAAUAUGACCCCACCAUUGAGGACUCCUACAGAAAGCAGGUAGUAAUCGAUGGAGAGACGUGUCUGCUGGACAUCCUGGACACUGCAGGUCAGGAGGAGUACAGUGCCAUGAGGGAUCAGUACAUGAGGACCGGGGAGGGCUUUCUCUGUGUCUUUGCCAUCAACAACACAAAGUCCUUCGAGGACAUUCACCACUAUAGAGAACAGAUUAAACGAGUGAAGGACUCUGAGGAUGUCCCUAUGGUGCUGGUGGGGAACAAGUGUGACCUCCCGUCCCGGACAGUGGACACCAAGCAGGCUCAGGACUUAGCGCGCAGCUACGGCAUUCCCUUUAUCGAGACCUCAGCCAAAACCAGACAGAGAGUGGAAGAUGCCUUUUACACUCUGGUACGGGAGAUCAGACUGUACCGGCUCAAUAAGCUCAGCAAGGAAGAAAAGACUCCGCGCUGUGUCAAGCUUAAAAAGUGUGUUGUGAUGUGAAAGGGGGUGUUGAUGAUGCCUUUUACACAUUAGUGCGAGAAAUCCGGAAGCAUAAGGAGAAGAUGAGCAAGGAGGGCAAAAAGAAGAAAAAGAAGUCCAAGACAAAGUGUACACUUAUGUGAAUGACCAGCCCUUUUCAAGACAGACUAAAUAAAAAAAAAAAAAACUAUGU